Phytomonas sp. Hart1 is the source of this 1416-nucleotide messenger RNA. Lineage: Eukaryota; Euglenozoa; Kinetoplastea; Trypanosomatida; Trypanosomatidae. The record is from the annotation of a GenBank genome assembly.
AUGGGUGACAAAAUACAUAGGCUUAAACUUAACAUUGACGAUUUAGUGCGUGACGAUAAACUCGAUCAUGAAGAUAUUUUGUGUGAUGAAGGGGUGCGCUUGGGAUCUUUACUGGUUUCAUCCCAAGGCUUAAGGACGUCUGUGGGCGUCAGUAGUGCAAUGAAUGGUAGCUCUUCUUUUCCACAACAAGCCCUAUCGCUUAUGGAUCUGGUUAUUAUUUCGGACGACAAAGGAGGAUUUCUAGGUCGGGGAAGUAGUGGAACGGUGCAUCGCGCGAUUAACCGCCGCACGGGUGUCGUACUCGCGUUAAAAGAAAUCAAAGUUACUCGACAGGAACAUUUGAGCGAAAUACGGUGUGAGCUCGAGGCGUUGUACUCCGGUGGCCAUCCGUCUUGUAGCCAGUUAGUGGAUUUCUGCAACGCCUUUUCCUACGAAGGGUCAGUCUUUAUUGCGAUGGAGUGUCUGGAUGGGUCUUUAGGUCAAAUAAGAAAACCGGUUCCGGAUUCGGUACUGGCGCACAUCACCAAAAGCGUUUUGCACGGCCUCGCCUACCUCCACCGCACCCGCCACCUCAUCCACCGCGACCUCAAGCCCAGCAACGUUCUUUUUAACCGCACAACCGGGGCGAUAAAGAUAUCCGACUUUGGCCUCAGUUCCAAUCUCGAGUGCACGCGGGGGGACGCGAGUAGUUUUGUGGGGACGGUGACUUAUAUGAGCCCCGAGCGGCUGAAAGGGGAGCCGUAUUCCUACGGCGCAGAUAUUUGGUCUCUCGGGUUGGUGGUCGCGGAGCUGGCCUUGGGGACGUGCCCAUAUGCACACCUUCACGGUGGUAGCAUCGAGGCGCGCUUUUGGACCCUCCUUCAGCACCUCAACAGCGAUGAAGCCGCCCUCGAAUUGCCCCCUGAAAUGGGGUCCUCGCUUGCGGACUUCAUUACAUCCUGCGUGGCCAAGAAUCCGGAAGAGCGCCCGACCUGUGCGAAGCUUCUUCAGCACCCUUUUAUCCUUUCCCACUGCACUUCAUCUGAGAGUGACUCCGAUGAGGAAGACAGGCGGUUAGUCCGCGAAUGGCUUGCCACAUCUUUUCCCAAAUCACGCUCGGUAAAGGGGAAAAAAAAAUCCGAUGGGACUGCCGACCGCAAUUGUUGCGUGUAUUACAGCAACACAAAUCCAUUACAAGAUGAGCAAAUGAAUCUGGUAAAACUACACUCGGUGCCGCGACCAAAUGCAAAAGUUAAAACUGCGUCUUCGCCCAAGCAUGAAGGCCAACAAUAUGGCCCCCCAAUACCUAGCUUAUUUCUUACAUCCUCCACUUCACACGAAGAAUCCACAGAAACUUCAACAUUAGUUAUCAGUCAGACAAUGGAUGGUGAUCACACUAUUAAUUUAGAUGAUGAGUUAAACAGACUUCUUUUGUAA